GCUGCAGCUCUCCUUAGAGUUACGUUAUGCCUGCUCCGCUCACACUGGCAGCUGGAGAGAGGGAAGACGUAAUGGUUUGAUUCCCUAUGCGCUGGCAAUGGUCGUCGCUGUGACAUUACUCGGCAAAUUCCUCUAACGGGGGGAGAGAAAUGAAGAUGUGGGAACUGAUGGCUGGACAGAUGCACAGACCGGGCCUGAGUGACAAGACGGUAACGUGAUGAAGAAGAGAGCGCUGCCUUUUCUGCAGGUUAACUCCGCUCUCCUGAAACGGCGGGGGCGUCGUCCAUGUGGGCGUCAUGCUGCGGGCUGCUGAACGAGGUGAUGGGCACGGGAACGGUGCGGACACCGCAGCCGGGCUUCGGAGCCGGGGCGGGGCCCUUCCGCUUUGCCCCCAGCGCAGGGUACUCUACCUACCCCCCCACCAGCUCAGGGAGCGCCGGGCAGCUCUGCAAGGCCUGCGGGCUGGCCUUCUCCGUCUUCAGACGCAAGCACAUCUGCUGUGACUGUAAGAAGAGUUUCUGUGCCCUUUGCUCAGUGCUGCAGGAAAACCUGCGCUGCUGCACGACCUGCCACCUGCUGCGCGGCACGGCCUUCCAGCGGCCGCGCCUCAUGCAGCUGCGGGUCAAAGACCUGCGGCAGUACCUGCUGCUGCGCAACAUCCCCACCGACACGUGCAGGGAGAAGGAGGACCUGGUCGACCUGGUGCUCUGCCACCAGGGGACGCGGGAGACCCCGAGACCCGUGAUGGAGGAGGACGAGGAGGAAGAUGAGGACGACGACACGUGCGGCGAUGAGGAAGAGGAUGGGGGAGAAGACACAGACAGUCUCCACUCGCUCCCCCACUCGCGUGCGGCGUCGCCGCCCUCCGCAACGCACUCCGCCUCCGAACAGUCGGUCCUGUCUGCCUCUCAGGGGGACGCGCUCAGCCCGAGUGACAGUUCAGGGACCCCCAGCCAGGAGCAUGAGGACACCCCGACAGCUUCCCUUUUGAACCUGGAGCCUGCUGAAAACUUCUUAGAGGUCAGCCCGGCGACGCAGAGGAGGAUCAGGGCCUCGCUGUCUGAUCUCGACAACGAGGAGGCCAUAGAAAACCUCUCGGUCCGCCAGCUAAAAGAAAUCCUCGCCAGAAACUUUGUCAAUUAUUCCGGCUGCUGCGAGAAGUGGGAGCUGCUGGAUCGAGUUCAUCGGCUUUACAGGGAAAACGAGCAGAACAGGAAAUCCAUGGAAAACGUCAGCAUAACUGCAGUGGUUGCAUAUCCUCCACCUCUUUGCAACAGUGGAGUUGGAGAUGGUGUCCGAGCUCAGCUGGCGGCGGACGAAAACCUUUGUCGCAUCUGCAUGGACGCCAUCAUCGACUGCGUGUUGCUUGAAUGUGGCCACAUGGUGACCUGCACCAAAUGCGGAAAGAGGAUGAGCGAGUGCCCCAUCUGCAGGCAGUACGUGGUGCGGGCCGUGCAUGUCUUCAAGUCCUAAAACUGAAAUGUUUUUUUCCGUUGCGUCGGAGCGCGCGUGGACCUGGAUUUAGCACGGAGGAGGAACCUGAUGCUGCAACAAUUGUGAAAGAAUUUUUUUUUUCCAGACUAGACUGUUGCCUCUGGCCUACAUUUUCUCCCCUUCGUCCCACCUUACUGACUGUCCUCCGCCUGUCCACCUGUCCUCCGGCCGUGCCAGGUCUCCCACUCUACACAGCAGACACCGACACGACUCUGCUUUAAAUCCUUACUUGUGGGAGGCAAGAGGAGGUGGUUCUGUGGACGCUUUGAGAGGGUCUGUGGCGAUAGAUUUGAGAUCCCAGGGUUUUAGAGUUGAUAAGGUUUACACUGUCAUGCCACAUGGCACUGUGUGAUCUCCCUCAGUGUUCAUUAGGAUGUGCAAUAUCAGAGAAAAAGACUUUGUGCGUGUGUGUUAUUAGAAAAAAACAUCAGCCAUUUCAUCCAUCACACACAAGGGUGCGUGUAGGGUGCCAAACAACAUGCCUUCACAGGAUGUUGUGGUGAAGAUCUCACAGUAUCCAUCUCAUAACCAGCAAGCUUGGUUUAAUAGUUUACUUUUAAUCUUCUUCAGAUCAGCUUUAGAAAACAAAGUCUGGACACGUUUUCCUGGUAAUUCAUUCAUGACAAAAAAAUAAAUAAAUCUAAAGCUAAACCCAACUUUACCUGGACCACGUCUCAGCCCCCUUAUUUGUUAAGAAAAUAUUUUUAUUGUCAAGCUUGUAAUGAUUUGAGAGCUCUGCGUAGUUUAUGGUUGUUCCUUUGGGAAAUAGAGGAAAGAAUUACCCUCUGAUUUUUGAUUAUGCUGUCAUCUACAGUGCCUUGCAAAAAUAUUCAUAUCCUUGAACCUUUUUUCUAGGUUUUUUUCCCCCUACUAUAACCACAAACCUCAGCGUAUUUCAAUGGGAUUUUGUGUGAUUGGCCAACAUCAAAGUAAGCACAUCAGUGGAAAGUGGAAAGAAAGUUAUCCGUAAUUUAAAUGUUCUUGUCCAUUCCUGAAGAGCCUGCAGUGAAAAAUUUGAUCUUUAAGGACGAAUAUUCCUGGUCAAAUGAGACCAAAAUAAAACAUUUUUAUGAGGAGGCUUAAAGUGUAAGGGAAGCUGGGUCAAGUUGGCGUGAAGAUGGAUGGAGCUAAAUAGAGGAAACACUGGAAUAAAAGCUGCUAGAACCUCCAAACUAUUACUUUGUGUUGGUCUAUCACAAAAAAAUCUUUGUGGUUGUAACGUAAUAAAAUGUGAAAAAGGUCUAGGGCAUGAAAACUUUUGCAAAUCAUCUUAAAAACCUUCACCAUCUUCUUCCACUAACUUUAUGGUUCCAUCCUAGCUAAUCAGGUGCUAUUUCCUCAUUUAUCACUGUUAGAUCAUCAACAUAAUUUUUGUCUCGUGGUCCUACAUUUUAUAACACAAAGGUAGCUGUAUUUACUUUAACCUGUUAUGCAAAUGAAACACUUUCAUGUCAAAAGAGGCAGUUAAAUCUUUUUUGAAGUACUUUGCAGGAAACUGAAUAGAUCUCAUAGUUAGCUUCUGUUGUUCAUUGAUAAGUUAUGGAUGUUUUCUUGUAAGAAAUAUGAUUUUAAAAAAAGAAGAAGAAGAAAAACUCCACUGAGUAGAGAAGGUUGAGAAUUUUCCAGAAUGUAUUCUCACUGCGUCACCGUCUCUCUCUUUGUUUGGCGUGUUUCUGUCACCAGGUCCAAACAACUGAAUCUGUUGAACACCAUUUCCGCUGUACGGAGCACUGUAACUCUGUAGGUCCUGUUGUUGAAGCUGCUGUUUGUCGAAGAUGUCAUUCACGGGCAGCUACGGUGAUAUCAGACUGGGAGAGCACUCAUAUUCACAGAUAUUUAUAUUCUGAAUGUUGAACCUUUUUAUUUUGGUUAACAGGAGAUUAAAAAAAAGGAUUUAUUAGAUUCAAUAAAAUGCAGUAUUACAAAC
Molecule: messenger RNA, 3421 nt
Organism: Gambusia affinis (western mosquitofish)
Lineage: Eukaryota; Metazoa; Chordata; Actinopteri; Cyprinodontiformes; Poeciliidae
Gene: rnf34b
Product: ring finger protein 34b
Exons: 9
Coding region: 286-1473 (395 amino acids)
Biological process (GO): negative regulation of extrinsic apoptotic signaling pathway via death domain receptors; protein K48-linked ubiquitination; proteasome-mediated ubiquitin-dependent protein catabolic process
Cellular component (GO): cytoplasm; plasma membrane
Molecular function (GO): ubiquitin protein ligase activity
Source: RefSeq, a predicted model, not a curated record